Scutellospora calospora is the source of this 435-nucleotide messenger RNA. The record is from the annotation of a GenBank genome assembly. Lineage: Eukaryota; Fungi; Glomeromycota; Glomeromycetes; Diversisporales; Gigasporaceae.
AUGAAAAAUACGAUCCUAAUAAUAGCUAUUGGUGCUGCUUAUGGGACUGCAAAAGCUGGAAUUGGAAUUGCUGGCGCUGGAACUUUUAGACCUGAUCUUAUCAUGAAGUCACUUCUACCGGUGGUUAUGGCUGGUAUUAUUGCUGUUUAUGGACUCGUUAUAUCUGUCUUAAUAUGUAGUUCACUGGAUCCAAACAAACCAUAUUCUCUAUUUACUGGCUUUAUUCACCUUGGUUCAGGUCUUACAGUAGGUCUUUCGGGUUUAGGAGCAGGUUAUUCAAUAGGGAUUGUUGGUGAUGCUUUUGUUAGAGCGUAUACACAACAGACAAGACUUUUCGUUACAAUGGUUUUAAUGUUAAUUUUUGCAGAAGUAUUAGGUCUUUAUGGAUUAAUUAUUGGCUUGAUUCUUAAUACUAAAGCUAGUAAUGAUUGCUGA